Messenger RNA from Penicillium griseofulvum, 804 nucleotides. RefSeq lists its product as uncharacterized. NCBI's taxonomy places the organism in Eukaryota, Fungi, Ascomycota, Eurotiomycetes, Eurotiales, Aspergillaceae. The transcript is spliced from 3 exons. Bases 1 to 804 code for a protein of 267 amino acids. The record is from RefSeq and is a predicted model, not a curated record.
AUGUCUAAGCCCACCAUGAAUCCUACGGUAGAGGAUGAAGGGGACGAUGUCCCGACCAGUCCAAUGCCCAAUCCAAAGGCCAAUUCCAAUGAAAAUGACAAACCACUCUCUUGGUCGGAGAUCUUCUCCCGUCAUGAAGCCUUCCUCUGCUCUCACCUCAAAAUGCUGAACCUGGUGAAGGAGCAGGUUGCUCCAGAGGUCACCCAGACGGUCUCGUCAAUGAUGAACAAAACCGUACAGGCGAUGAACCAGCUGAAGGUGGCUAGAAAACUUACAAUGAGCAGUAUGUUCCAAGAUCCUACCCCGGACACCUACCCCACCUUUUUACCAAAAGCAGGAAUUGACAUGACCUCAGAAAAGCCCACACCCUCAACCUCCACCAACACCACACAGUCCACUGACACAGAGGCCAAUACUCGCAAGAAACGACGUAGAGUCUCCCGAGACCACGACACAGUCCGUGGACCUACGGACGAAAUGCGAGCCCCCAAACGACACCGCGACUCUCCAUUCCAGCCGACAACCGAGCCAGAUGGAGAAUUCACUUCGUCACAUGAAACGGAGGAUAUUUCCGCGGAAGUACAGCGACGAUUGAAAAUCAAGGAGGAGCAACGUUUGAAGAGAGAGAACUCCAAACCGGAUAAGCGCAAGCGCGACAGUCUCGCAUCGAAUGAAGGUGAUUCAUCUAUUGCAGCCAGGCCUCGGAAGAAACGGCUUAUAGUGGCAAAUGCGCAUAAGAGACAUGGUGAUUUGAUGGAGAAGGAGGCGGAUUCUACAAAGAAGAAGCAACGCAAAUCGCCUUAA